AUGUACGUUAGAAACUUGACUGAAAAUAAUAAUAAUAACAGUCGUAGUAAUGAAAAUUCUCUCGAUUCAUUUGAUCAUUUAAAUAAUGUUGGUAAUAACAACGCACAACAAUUAUCAAAUCCAUUUAUGGGUAGUGAUGAAGAAAAUUUGGAUUCUGGUUCUUCUUCUUCAUUAGAUUUUAAUAAUACAACAAAUAAUACAAAUAAUUUGGAUAAUAGUCACAUUUCAGAUUAUAAAGGUUAUUAUUCUAAAAAUGCUAGUGCAUUAAAUCAAAAUAAUAAUCAAAAUAAUAAUCAAAAUAAUAAUAGUUCAGCAUAUUUAAUGCCACCAAGAUCUGCAAAUUCUCCUCUACCACAAUCAAACUCACCAAAUUCAAUGGAUCCAAACAAUAAUGAAAUAUUCUCUCCACCAGAAUUCGAUAGAUAUCCACUUCUUGGAUCAAGAGUCUCUUCACAAGCAAAUUUACAAUCUCCUUCUAAUGCUAACUCACCAAAUCCAAUGUCGUACGGCUCUCCAUUAGCUAAUAAUUCAAAUGCUUCUUUCUCCUCAUCAAAUCCUUUCAAUGGCGAACAAGAUUUCUCACCAUUUGGUGGUUAUCCAACCUCAUCUUUCCCAUUAUUGAUCGAAGAGAAAGAAGAUGAUGAUUAUUUACAUAACCCUGAUCCAGAGGAAGAAGCAAGAUUGGAUAGAAGAAGAUUCAUCGAUGAUUUCAAACAUAUGGAUAGAAAAUCUGCAGGUGGUAUCCUUGGUGUAUUCACUUUAAUUGGUGCAGGUAUUGCCAUCUUUGUCAUCUUACCAGCUAUAACGUUCACAGGCGUAAUAGACUAUAGUUCAAAGGGUGAAGUUAUAGAUUUUUUAACACCUUAUCAAUACCCACGUCUGUCAGCUAUUAGAACAAACCUGGUAGAUAGUGAUACACCAUCUAGUGCAAAGACAAGAAAGGCAAAGGAUGGUUCCAAUUGGAAAUUAGUAUUUUCUGAUGAAUUUAAUGCCGAAGGAAGAACUUUUUAUGAGGGUGAUGAUCAAUUUUGGACUGCCCCUGAUAUUCAUUAUGAUGCCACAAAGGAUUUAGAAUGGUAUGACCCAGAUGCCUCUACUACAGUAAAUGGUACUUUACAGUUACGUAUGGACGCAUUUAAAAAUCAUGAUUUAUAUUACAGAUCCGGUAUGCUACAAAGUUGGAACAAGUUAUGUUUUACUCAAGGUAUGUUAGAAAUAUCUGCAAACUUACCAAAUUAUGGUCGUGUGACCGGUUUAUGGCCUGGUUUAUGGACAAUGGGUAACUUAGGUAGACCAGGUUAUUUAGGUACCACUGAAGGUGUAUGGCCUUACUCAUACGAAUCUUGUGAUGCUGGUAUAACACCAAAUCAAAGUUCUCCAGAUGGUAUCUCAUAUUUACCAGGUCAAAAGUUGAAUGCUUGUACUUGUGACGGUGAGGAUCAUCCAAACCCAGGUGUUGGUAGAGGUGCCCCAGAGAUUGAUAUUAUUGAAGGUGAAGUCGAUACUACUUUAAACGUCGGUAUUGCUUCCCAGUCCAUGCAAAUUGCACCAUUCGAUAUUUGGUAUAUGCCCGAUUAUGACUUCAUUGAAGUAUACAAUUUUAGUACAACUAACAUGAAUUCAUAUGCUGGUGGUCCAUUUCAACAAGCUGUCUCUGCUGUCUCUACGUUAAAUACUACUUGGUACGAAUUUGGUCAAGAUGCUGGUUAUUUCCAAAAAUUUGGUAUAGAAUACUUAAAUGAUGACACUGAUGGUUAUUGUCGUUGGUUUGUAGGUGACACUCCAACUUUCACUAUUUAUGCUAAUGCUCUUCAUCCGAGUGGUAACAUCGGUUGGAGGAGAAUAACUAAAGAACCAAUGUCUAUUGUUAUGAACUUAGGUAUCUCUAAUAAUUGGGCUUAUAUCGAUUGGAGAAUGAUUUUCUUCCCGGUCAAAAUGUCCGUUGAUUAUGUGAGAUUAUACCAGCCACAAGAUUCUGUUUCUGUGACUUGUGAUCCCGAGGGAUACCCAACAUACGACUACAUUCAAGAUCAUUUAAAUGUUUAUUCUAACCCUAACCUGACCUCAUGGAAGGCUGCAGGUUACACGUACCCAAAGAAUCAAUUGACAGGUAAUUGUAAAAGUUCAAAUUUCCAAUCCAAGGAACUGUUAUUAUAA
Molecule: messenger RNA, 2157 nt
Organism: Maudiozyma barnettii
Lineage: Eukaryota; Fungi; Ascomycota; Saccharomycetes; Saccharomycetales; Saccharomycetaceae
Gene: KRE6
Product: beta-glucan synthesis-associated protein KRE6
Exons: 1
Coding region: 1-2157 (718 amino acids)
Biological process (GO): (1->6)-beta-D-glucan biosynthetic process; fungal-type cell wall organization
Cellular component (GO): endoplasmic reticulum membrane; plasma membrane
Molecular function (GO): glucosidase activity
Source: RefSeq, a predicted model, not a curated record